Molecule: messenger RNA, 3154 nt
Organism: Schistosoma guineensis
Lineage: Eukaryota; Metazoa; Platyhelminthes; Trematoda; Strigeidida; Schistosomatidae
Source: the annotation of a GenBank genome assembly
UUUAAUUGUAAAAUCAAAAAUUACACGUUGAAUAAUAAACAAUCAUAAAAUUCAUAGUGAUCAUUAUUAUUUUCAACAAAAUGUUGAAUAACUCAAUGGAUUAUGAGAAUAUGGAAGAUAUCUUACCGAACACAUCAAAUUAUUUUUCAUAUUGUAACCAGCGUGUGGAUAUAAAAACUCAUGACAGUAAUUUGAGAAAUAUUCAAACAGACAAUGAGAAUACAGUCAUGACAAAAGCAUCAAAACAAUUACAUUUUUCAAUAGAUGCCUUGCUAGAUUAUGACGAUAUUGAUGGCAAUGCUAAUGAUGAAAAUGGUGACAAUGAUGAUGAUAAUGCUGAUGAUGAUGAUGAUGACGAUGAUGAUGACGACGACAAUGAUGGAGAUAACGAAAAUAUCGACAAUGACAGUUGCAAUCAUUGUCGCAAUCUGGUUAAUUCUGAUGAAAAUAACUUAGGGUUCAAAAAUUCUAUUCAUCCAGAAAUCGACGGUAAUAAUUGUAACAAUAGUAACAGCGACGAUAAUAACAACCACCAUUUCAACAGAACCACCUCGUUACUCAAUGAAACUAAAGUCAAUAGUAAAAAAUCGCAUGGGAAAUCUAAUCAUGAUAUUGGAAGUGAAGAAAAGUUUACCAAUAAGCUUAAAAAACAUCAUGACGUUAAAUCAUCAAGAAUAAAUCAAAAUAAUAAAGUUUCUACAAGUUCACCAUCCUAUAAUUAUUCAAGCAAAGAUACUACUGACAAUAAUAUAAAUAAUAGUAAUCAUAUUGAUAAUGAAAUAAAUCAUAAUCAAAUGUCUUAUUUUAAGAAGCAUAACUUUUUUAAUUCAUUACACGAAUUAUCAUUUAAUGAUUAUUUAACAUUUGGUAAUAGUGCAAUUGGAUCUCGACCUAUUCCACAAAAGUGUACAUUGCGUAAGCAUAAACCAAAUCGUCGACCGAGAACUCCAUUUACAACUCAACAAUUAUUAGCAUUAGAAAGGAAAUUUCGUCAAAAGCAAUAUUUAUCUAUUGCAGAGAGAGCAGAAUUCUCAAAUAAACUAACAUUGACUGAAACACAAGUGAAAAUAUGGUUUCAAAAUCGUCGAGCAAAAGCUAAACGUUUACAAGAGGUUGAAACCGGCAAAUAUCAUCUAUCACCAAAUGAAAAUUUAGAGACAGCUUUAAUUGCAGCCAUGUCAUCAGCAAAUCAUGCAUCACAAUUAGGUACAACAAGUAGUAAUAAUAAUAAUGAUAAAAAUUAUACAGAUUCUGUGGAUAUGAUAGCUCAUGAUAUGACAUCAUUUCAUACUGUUCCAAUAUCACCACCACUUUCUAUAUCAUCAACACCGGUUAUUUCGUCUCCUUUAUUACCUCAGUCAAAAUUUCCUUUUCAUUCUGUGUCCACUUCUCGAAUUCCACUAUCUUCUAACACACCAAAUUCAUCACAUCAAUAUUUAUGUUCAUGUAUUUCUCCUAAUCACCAGUGUUCAUACAAAUCAACAGAACUGACUAGAGAUAAUAUUCUACAUCUUCCUACGACUAGUAUGCUUUCAUCUUUCUCAAAUUUAUCAUCACCAUUAUCCACAGACCAUUUGUAUACACAUAAUCAUCACCUUAACGUCAAUAAUAAUAAUAAUAAUAAUAAUAAUAAUAAUAAUAAUAAUAAUAAUGGCAAAGUACAUUCAAAUUAUGAUUGUGAACAAAUUUCAUUUAAUCCCAAUAAACCAAAGUUAUCAUCAAUUAAAAACUUUUCACAUGAUGACUUUCAACAUCAACUACAAAGUAUAGAAACAGUAAACUCUAAACAUUUUUCCACAACAAAUGUUGAUAAUAAUAAUAAUACGUCUCUUUUAUCCUUUACUAAAAGUCAUCCUAAUAAAAAUAUCCCUUCUAAUGAUAUGAUUACUACUAAUUGUAUUAAUAAGAACAAUUUAAAUGGUACAACACAUAAAACAUCAAAGCAUACAAUAUCUUAUUUUUCAAAUGGGCAACGAAUUGACAAUCAACAUGAUAAUCAUAGUAGACUUAUUAAGAAUGAUAGUAGCGAUAAUAAUAAUAAUAAUAAUAAUCAUGAUAAUAAUAAAGAUAAUUUAACGAAUAUGAAAUAUGAUUCUAUGCUUGAUUUUCAAUCAAUACUUAAUAAUCUUCAAUCCAAUUCAAAUGGGAUAAAUAAUUUGAAAACAGUUGAAACAUUGAAUGAUCCAUUGUCAUUGUUAUGUGCAGCUAAUCAUUACUAUCAACAAUAUAAUCAAAAUAAAGAAAUAGACCAUAAUUAUUCAAUUGAUUUAAAUAAUAAUCACAAUCCAAAUAACACAAAAACGUUAUUACAACCCGCUAUGAACGUUACUGAUUCCAGCAGGGUUGGUACAGUGUUGGAUUAUAUACCGAAAAACGAAUCCAAUUUGUAUCAGUCGAUAUUAACAAGCGAAUCAGCAGGGUCGAUUUCGUCCUCUCUUUCAUCACUGACAUCAUCAUUACCAGUUAUGUCAUCAACAUCAAUUUCUUGUUGUACUUCAACUUCCACUUCUUCAUCGUCGACCUUUCCAUAUAUAUCAGGAGAUAAAGAGAAGUUGACACAAGAUCUUGUCAAUAUGUUUUACUGUUCAACAUUCAAUUCAUUCGGCCAACAGCAAUCAAACUCACCCCCUACAUCAUCCUCAUCAUUAAUGCAAACGUUUACUCCGCAGAAUUUGAAUGACUUCAAUUCUUUUUUAUUUAAACGGCUGUUUUCAGAUAAUGUUUUUAGUCAAACGAUGAAUUUGUCAAAUUCACUAUUGAAUUCAUCAACAUUUUCAAAAUUCGUCCCUUCUGCACUGCAAUUGUCAACAUUUAUGAAUUCUUUAGGUAAUUUUAAUUCAACUCAAUCAUUGAUUAAUUUAACAUCUACAUUGUUUCCACUGUCUACUAACCCGUCAGUAGUGUUUUCUUCACAAAAUGCUAACUCUUUUGAAAAUUCUGAUGCAAAUGUUUCAACAACUGGAUUAUCUUCAUAUAUUCCAUGUACAACAUCUUCAUUGAUGCUAACGGAAUUUCAGAAGGAUACUGUUGAACAACAUUUUAAACAAAAUACCAAUAGUAUUAACGAUAAUCACAAUAAUUAUAACAAUGAUACACUUAUUCCAAUCUGAAAAUUUCCUGUUACUGUAAUUUCUGACACUUACCUUAUUUUCAG